Sorex araneus (European shrew) is the source of this 7100-nucleotide messenger RNA. RefSeq names its product atlastin GTPase 3 (gene ATL3). The transcript is spliced from 13 exons. The record is from RefSeq and is a predicted model, not a curated record. Bases 257 to 1882 code for a protein of 541 amino acids. Lineage: Eukaryota; Metazoa; Chordata; Mammalia; Eulipotyphla; Soricidae. Gene Ontology annotation, molecular function: GTP binding; GTPase activity. Gene Ontology annotation, biological process: protein homooligomerization; endoplasmic reticulum organization.
GCGGCGGCGGGGCUGGGCCGCGCCGCGCCGCGUGCGUUUUCCCGCCCAGGCCCGCGCAGGGCUCGCCGCGCCCCGGGCCGCCCGACGGGCGUCUCGGCCCCGCCCUGGCCACUCACCCGCGCGGCUCGACGCGCCCCUCCUUCUGGGUUUCCCCUCGAGCCCAGGCCCCACCCGUUUCCCGCCUCCGAGGCCUGCUCGGUCCCCGCCCCAGCCCGCCCCUCUCUGCGCCCCGGCUGCUUCUGCCGUGCAAGGCUCCAUGUUGUCGCCUGAGCGCGCGGUCGCGGCUGCUUCGGGAGGAGCAGGUGAUGCCAUGGAGAGUGGGAAGCCUGGCCCGGUGCAGGUGGUUUUGGUUCACAAGGAGCAGCAUUCGUUUGAGCUAGAAGAGAAAGCCCUGGCCAGCGUCCUCCUGCAGGACCAUAUCCGGGACCUGGAUGUGGUGGUGGUGUCGGUGGCCGGGGCCUUCCGGAAGGGCAAAUCCUUCUUUCUGGACUUUAUGCUACGAUACUUAUAUGCCCAGAAGGAAGGUGGCCAUUCAAAUUGGCUGGGUGACCCCGAGGAGCCCUUGACAGGAUUUUCAUGGCGAGGAGGCUCUGACCCGGAGACCACUGGGAUUCAGAUCUGGAGCGAAGUUUUCACCGUAGAAAAGCCAGAUGGGAAGAAGGUUGCAGUUAUUCUUAUGGACACCCAGGGGGCCUUUGACAGCCAGUCCACCGUGAAAGACUGUGCCACGAUAUUCGCUUUGAGCACCAUGACCAGCUCUGUCCAGGUUUAUAAUCUGUCCCAGAACAUUCAGGAAGAUGACCUUCAACAGCUACAGCUCUUCACGGAAUACGGACGUCUGGCCAUGGAUGAAAUUUUCCAAAAACCCUUCCAGACACUGAUGUUUUUGGUUCGAGAUUGGAGUUUUCCUUAUGAAUACAGCUACGGACUCCAGGGAGGAAUGGCAUUUUUGGAAAAACGUCUGCAGGUAAAAGAACAUCAGCACCAAGAAAUCCAGAGCGUCCGGAACCACAUUCACUCGUGUUUCUCCAGCGUCACCUGCUUCCUGCUGCCACAUCCAGGGCUGCAGGUGGCCACCAGCCCCGAAUUCGAUGGGAAGUUGAGAGAUGUCUCCAACGAUUUCAAGGAGCAGUUACAAGUGCUGGUGCCGUUCCUGUUAAACCCUGCUAACCUAAUGGAAAAGGAGAUCAAUGGCUCCAAAGUCACCUGCCGGGGGCUGUUAGAGUAUUUCAAGGCGUAUAUUAAGAUUUACCAAGGAGAAGACCUUCCUCACCCCAAGUCCAUGCUGCAGGCCACUGCAGAAGCCAACAACUUGGCGGCCGCCGCCUCUGCCAAGGACGUCUACCAUAAGAGCAUGGAGGAGGUUUGUGGAGGCGAGAAGCCGUACUUGUCCCCAGACAUCCUGGAGGCGAAGCACAACGAGUUCCGCCAGCUCGCCCUGGACCACUUCAAGAAGACCAAGAAGAUGGGCGGGAAGGACUUCAGCCUCCGCUACCAGGAGGAGCUGGAGCAGGACAUCCUGGAGUUCUACCAGAACUUCUGCAAGCACAACAGCAGCAAGAACGUCUUCAGCACCUUCCGGACCCCCGCCGUGCUCUUCUCGGGCAUCAUGGCCCUGUACAUCGGCUCGGGCGUCACCGGCUUCCUGGGCCUGGAGGUGCUGGCGCAGCUGUUCAACUGCCUGGUGGGCCUGCUGCUCAUCGCGCUGCUCACCUGGGGCUACAUCAGGUACUCGGGCCACUACCGCGAGCUGGGCGGCGCCAUCGACUCCGGGGCCGCCUACGUGUUGGAGCAGGCCACUUCUCACAUGAGCAACUCCACUCAGGCUGCCGUGAGGGAGACGGUCGUCGGGAAACCACCGAUGGACAAAAAAGCUCAGUAACAAGAGGAUCCCUCUGGAGCCCGACCAGCCCCUCCUGAUUUCUGGGUCUCUGCCGCGGCCACAGGCCAGCCCCCAGGGGAGCAGAUCUAGGUCCCCCGGAAGAGCUGAAACACACACCGUGAAAGGAACAGACUCUCGCCUGAUCCUUGGCCGGAGACCCAGCUCGCGUCCUUGUCCUUACUGCUCUGCUGCGUGCACUUUAGGGGGGAAGCCCGCGGGGUGUGGGGGCGGCCCGGUCCUCACGCGCCUCCGAGUGCCUUUCAGAUGGGAUUCGGGCUUUCGCACACCCGGUGGGGGGGUUUGAGACUCUCGAGAAUGAUUCUGUGUUGGGGUGAAAUUGCUUCGUUCUCUUACACCUUUCUCUUUGGAGAAGAAAGUCUUUUUCUUUGAACACACCUUCUAAACACCUAGAACUAAAGACCGAGAAAUGACACCAUGACACUUUAAAAGUCUUACCCACGCUUGCCACGCGAUGUGGAAAAAAUCGUGUCUUACUGAACUCUGUUCUCUUACCUUGAAAUUCAAGGUCUUUGACACACUUUUGUUGAUUUUUUUUUUAUUUUUUUCCCUCCUGCCUUUGUUCCUACAGCUUCUUCCUAAGAAAGAGGCUGACAUGCCUUGAAAAGCCAGAGUGGCUGAGAAUGAAAGGGUUGGGCUGGAGACACUAAGAAAAAAAAAGAGUUUAAGUGACCUCUGAUAAGCCACUGGAACUCGUGCCUUGAUCAGAUUCACGCUCCGUCAGUUUACAUGCAUGUAUUAUAUUCCACUCACACAGUUGUCACUUGAGAGGUUUUUGUUUUUGAGCCUUUUGAUACGAACAGAAAUUUAUUAGGGAAUAUGGAGAAAGACAUUACCAAAUAUUACUGAGGUCCUGUUUCAUGUUGAUUUGCAGUCUCUAUCUGAAAUGUUUUCAUUCCUACUCUCCUUUGUGCUAAUGUUUUUUAUUAAUGAAGCUAAAACUGUCCAUUACUUUAGUGAGUCUCCCGUUACUUAAGUUCACUUGACUAAUCUGGUAGCUUUAAAAUCCUAAGGACCAAAAUUCCAUUCAGAUAGGGAAAAUAGCUAGAGUCCUUUUUUAAUAUACCCUUGAUUAUAUGAUUUUUGUUUGUUCGUUUGUUUUCUUUUGGGUCCACAUUCAGCACUGCUCAGGUCUUACUCCUGGCUCUGUUCUCAGCGAUUACUCCUGGCAGGGCUCGGGUGAACCUACGCAGUGCUGGGGAUAGAUGCUGGGUAGUACAUUCACGGCAAGUGCCCUACCCAUUGUGCUAUCUCUUAGACCCGAGAUAAAAACUUUUUUUUAAUCUGCUGGUUGCUUUUCUCCUUUGAUUUGUAGUGGUGAAUUACUAUGAAUUUUAAGACUUCCUGAAACUUGCCUACAGGUAUUUAUAUAAAUAUUCAGGUAUGUGAGCCUUAGUUAUUAAACUAAUGAAGAAGGUAAAGUGAGUGUAAAUUCUAUGUACGUGAAGUAUGAAUGGAAGAGGAAAACAUGAGUCUUUUCUAAAAGCAUGUACUCAAAGACUUCGCUGCUUUAACACUUUACCACUCAUGUAUUUUUAUAAGUACUAAAAUAAUGCCGAGCUUUUAAAAAAUCUUUCAUAUUUUCAUAUAUUCUUGACCGAAGUUUUUGCCUCUCUCACCACUUGUUUUAUUCUUUCACCACUGAGUUUCAGAAAAAUUCCAGCUUGUUGUAAAAACAACUUGCACGUGAGUGAUGUUUAUCUUUGACUGUCAAGAUUAUUAAGAGCUUGCUUCUGAAAUUUUGAUACGUUUUCAGAUAACCUUUCUCCCCCUUGGUUUCAUACUUCCUUGGUAAAGCCUUCGCAGAUGUUGAGAUACCUAGCUUUUAAUGUCUAUUUCAUAAGCACACGCGCAGAUUUCAGAAUGAUUGUUUAGGGUGUAGAGUUCUGCUCCUUGAAUGGUGAGGAAAGGAUGAUAUGUUUAAAAACCUCUUUGCACUAGUAAUAGUUUUUAACCAAAAAUAUGACCAUGAAAGGUUUAAUGAAAUCUUAGGAUAUAGUUUGUUUCUCAUCAUUUCUGUUGGGUCUUAUAAAGAAAUGGCUUAAUUAUGCCGGGAAAGCGUUUUUUGUUUGUUUGUUUGUUUGUUUGUUUGUUUUUUAUUAACUUAUGGCUCUGGAAAAUGAGAAUUCUGAUGAAUUUUUUGGGCACUCUUCCCCUUAACUAAUUUUAAAAGAUGCAUCCUGAUUUCUGGCUAUACCUAGUCCCGGGGAGGUUUAUAACCAAGCGGAAAAGAAUGUCUUUACCUGUAAGCUUCCCUUCGCCUCCUUUGUGGGUCUGGGACAUUGCUUAGGACUCGAGACCGUCUUAGUUGGCGUCUCUUGCUCCCCCCCCCCCCCCGCCAGCCAGCCUCUCUGACUUGGUGCCACGGACUCACCCAGGGCUUCACACAUUCCAAAUACGCGCCGAGCUGCUCCCCGGCCCCUGUCAGCAUUCUUACUUGUUACUUCGGAUGUUUCUGACAGUGUAUGGGGCACAUUCCUGUCACUGUGCAAGAGGCUCUCAGCAUUUUUUUUAUUAAAACAACUCAGUAUUUCAGUAGUGCUGUGUUUGUUUAAUACCUGGUUAGCUUUUAUUUUUGUUGCUGAGAGGUUCCCACUUGGCAGUGCUUGGAGAGAAGUGUGCUGGGGGUCGAACCCGGGCCGAGCACAAGCCAGAUGCCCUGCCCCGUGAUCUGCCCAACUCCCCCCUCCCCAGCUUUUUUUUUUUUUUUUUUUGGCGGGGGCAAGGGGUUUGCAGCGUUCACCUACAUCCUGCAACUCGGCUAUUCCUGGCUCAGUGCUCAAAGACUUGAGCCCUGGCUUGGCAGGAUACGAGGCAAGCACCUUAACCCCCAGCUAACUUCCAGUGAAGAGUGCCAGAGUCUUCCUGUCCCCCAGCCUCACCAGAAGUAGCAGUUCCCGAGUGCAGAGCCUGGUGUAACCUCUGAGCAAGACAGACAGAAAAUUCAGGAUCAGGGGCUGGAUAGCAGCAGGUAAGGCAGUGGCCUUGCAUGCAGCAGACCCGGGUUGGGUCCCCGGCAUCCCAUAGGGCCCCCCAACUCCCACCAAGUGAUGCCUGAGUGCAGAGUGUGACCCAAACACCUCCCCCCCCGCCCACGCACACCAAAUAGAAUCAAAGUUUUCUUUCACUGAGAAAUAUUUCUAGAUUGCUUUAUGUAGACAAAGUGAAGGUGAGCUGUCACGUAUAGUGACAAACAUCUUGAGAUUUCUGCCUUAUCUGUACAGUAAACCCGGGAAUCGACCCCAUGCCGACGGUUUUAUACUUCCUAAAGUCGCCUCUGGAUGUUGCUUUCCGCAUGUUCUCUUUUCUAUGGAGUGAAGCGAUGGGGCAGAGCCUGCCUCCCGCCCCCCAUGCGCUCAGCGCGCCCAGCACACCCAGCGUCCCGCCCGCCUUGUGAAAACGUGCGUUUGAAUGAGUAUCUGUCCAUGUGAGUUACAGAGAAAUUACAAUAGGUUGAUUUAAGUCCGGGCAAAAAGAAUGCAAAUCAUUUCAUUUUUUCCUAUGGGUACUUUAUAAUGCUAUAGCCUGUGCUUGGUUGAGGGGGGCCGGGGGCUGUUCCUGCCCCUCUUCAGGAGUGACCCCGUGUGGUCACUUGCGGGACCACGUGCUGGGGACCGAGCUGGGAUCUGCCUCACGCACGGCGAGCACUGUGCAGCCUGCCUGGCCCUUUAAUAAUGUGAUAUGCAGAAGUCAUUAUGAAAUGUAAUUUAGGGUGAUGUAGGGUGGCUGUCAUCUAGGGGGGCCAAGAUUGGCUACAUCAUUCCAGCUUACAGUAAGAUGCAGAGGCCAGAAUGAAACAAGGGCAGUUAAGGACGGUGUGUGAUUGGUUUUAUUCCGGCAAGCAGCUCAUUGUGAAGACCAUUUGCAGUGGAAUAAUGUUCUUUGUAAACGAUGUUACAGUUAGAUUUGGGGCUGUAGUUCUUACGCAUUCUCUCCUUGGAGUGCAUAAGACCAAUGUGGAGGCUUUCUUUUAAAAAUGUAAAAAAUGCACAUGUGAUGCAGAACUUGAAUCAGUUAUAGAACAUGCAUUGUGGGGCCAGAGGUUCAAUUCAUGUGUGCGCACACACACACACACACACACACACACAUAUACACAUUCAGGUUUGUAACUUUAUAUAUUCAGGGACUGCCUUAUAGGGUCUGGGGAUUAGCCUGAGAGUUCCUCCCCUCUUUUUUUUUGUUUGUUUGUUUGUUUUCAGGUCACACCCGCAAUGCUCAGGGUUUGUUCCAGGCUCUGUACUCGAUGGUGCUCAGGGGAUCACAUAGGGUGCCGGGGAUUGAACCUGGGUUGGCUGUGUGCAAGGUCAUCGCCCUUCCUGUUGUACCAUCACAUCACUCCAGCCCCAGAGAGUUCACACUUUCAUAAGCAAUUUCACAGGUUCAGGAACCAUAAUGAGAAAAACUUCUCUGGGGGGGUAGGAAGAUGCAAUUCAGGGUUGACUGGGGGCGAGUGGGUGGUCUGGAUGGAGCUUCAGGGCAGGGGGCACAAGCACAGACUCGGGGUUCAGAGCAGAAAGGAUCCCUCUCUGUUGGUAGGCGAGUUAGUUUUCUUUUAACCUUCUAAGUUGGGAUGUCACCGUGCCUUCCUGAGAAGUCAACGCCCACUCUCCCUCCAAACGGAAUUGGAGUCAAAACUUUGGAAAAUUUUUCUUAUAAGAAGGAAAGUUUAGAAUUGUGACUUUAAACCCCUAAAUCUUUCAUACAUAAAAAAACUGAAGCCACAAAUAAAAAUAACAAAUACAGAGGGAAGGAUCAUAAUUUUGAAAAGCAUCAACAGUUUUCCAUACACGGAACUUUGAAAAAUAUCCCCCUCCCAAAAAAAAAAAAAUUAGGGCAGGCAGGUUUUUAAGGAAAUUUUUCUUCUUUGGGAAAGAAUUUCAUGUGUUCAUCUAAAGUUUAAAUGUAGUAUGCUGAAGACCUCAGAAGGGUUUCGUCUGCUUCCCAAAGUUUUCCCAUUCCGAUGCCAUCAUUGACUUAAGCCUUAAAGGAGUUAAUAUUAAUCUUGAGUUUAACAGAUUGUUCUUCACGAUUUUCUUUCUCUUUAAAAGCUGAUUUGCUUAGGGCACUUUCUCUGAUUCUUGCCUUUGACUUCGGAACGCAGUCUGCUUUUUUAAAAGUGCAUUGAGAUCAAUGUAUGCCAUCGCUAUAAUAAAAGCAUGCUUGUUUCUUAUUUGCAAGAAUAAAGGUCCUUACAGCCUGA